AUGGAAUCCGAGUUACCUGCCAAGAAAGAAUCGCCUUCUAGCUCUCCUAAAGAUCUAUCUACAGACCGUCAGGCGCCGCAGGAAGGCAACUCCCAGGCUCUUAUGCGGUCAUCCGAGGAGCCCGACGCGGCGAAAAUACCUGCUACCACUUGCCAGACAUCAGCAGCAUCAGCGGUCAAACCCAUUGCGACAACUGUUCACGGUGUGGCAACCAGCAUAAUUUCAGAGGUAAUCGACUCCGGUUUUCCCAUUCUUCCUUUUAAUGCCGAAUUUGGUGAUGCUGGAAUCAACCUUACUUUGUCAAUAACUGUAGGCGAAAAUGUCUUAACUGAAAAAGACAUCGUUUACACCUUUUAUGAAUACUGCCUUCUUUGA
Messenger RNA from Dibothriocephalus latus, 375 nucleotides. The record is from the annotation of a GenBank genome assembly. NCBI's taxonomy places the organism in Eukaryota, Metazoa, Platyhelminthes, Cestoda, Diphyllobothriidea, Diphyllobothriidae.